GCUGCAACUCGUCUACGACAACAUCGUGGGCUUGGCGACUGCCGGAGUGGUCUCAGUUCUCCCUUCCGCGGAAGAGUUGUUGGAGGGGCUGUCACACCUCCGCUUGACUCUGAAGACGGAGCAGGAACUCUCGGCGUGUCUGUGGGUGCUGGAAGCAGCGCUAGGCAGCGGUUGCUCCUCCUUUCCCAGCUUCGAGGCCUUCCUGUCCAUGGCUGGAGCGGCAGAGCUGGAGACGCUCAGCGAUGCGACUCCUCCGUCCUCGGCCAUUUCGAUGGUCUCUUCGGAUGGCCGGAAGCAUGGAGAGCUCCGGGUGCAGUUGGAAG
Cladocopium goreaui is the source of this 323-nucleotide messenger RNA. The record is from the annotation of a GenBank genome assembly. Lineage: Eukaryota; Dinophyceae; Suessiales; Symbiodiniaceae.